AUGGCUAUUGAGCUGCCGCCGUUGUGGUUGCUGUCCGGUGUGAAGAGGCGCGUGCUGUGUGCGUCCGUCUUCCCCUUCCCUCGCUCUUGCACCAAUGCCGAGACGGUUGGUGGCUCGUCCUUUGCCGCCGUGGAUGAGAGCGCGGCCAUCGCUGCCGCAGUGUCGCCACCGUGCGCCGGCACGCUCGUCACGAACGGAGAUCGCGGCUGCGGCUGCGGCUGCGGCUGCGGCUGCGGCGUCUGCCGCUGCGACAUCCCCAGCUGCAAGGAGGAGGAGGAGGAGAAGGAGGGGGGAGCUGCAAACGGCGCCGAGCGCGAGAAGCGGUGUCUGCCCUGCCGCCCACUAGGCCGCCGGCAGGUUGAUGUAUUGGGCGCGCAGAAGGUCCUUGCGUCAGGGGUAUUUGAUGGGCCCUGCUGCAGCUUCAUCCGCCGCAGAGGGGAGGUGGCGAGGAAGCAAGUAGAUAAGAGGAGGAGGGGAGAAAGGCGAAACACUGCGCAGUGA
This is a messenger RNA of Trypanosoma conorhini, 501 nucleotides long. RefSeq lists its product as uncharacterized. The record is from RefSeq and is a predicted model, not a curated record. Lineage: Eukaryota; Euglenozoa; Kinetoplastea; Trypanosomatida; Trypanosomatidae. The transcript has a single exon. The coding region runs from base 1 to 501 and encodes 166 amino acids.